This is a messenger RNA of Cladophialophora yegresii CBS 114405, 2214 nucleotides long. RefSeq lists its product as uncharacterized. The coding region runs from base 1 to 2214 and encodes 737 amino acids. NCBI's taxonomy places the organism in Eukaryota, Fungi, Ascomycota, Eurotiomycetes, Chaetothyriales, Herpotrichiellaceae. The transcript has a single exon. The record is from RefSeq and is a predicted model, not a curated record.
AUGGACGCGUCUCAUCUCGAUGACAAGAUGGACGUGGCUUCGUCGCCAUUUCGGCAAGUCGACGAUAUCGACAUCGAGCUUGACUCUGUUCGUGAACCGUCUGUGAUUGGUUCCGUGCAGGACGAGAUGAUCGAUGAUACCGUGGUAGCUGCCGACGCGGCCUCCGAUGUCAUGCAAGACGAGUUCGACGAGGCUCUCGCCGACGACGAUAUGUUUGAUGACACAAGACAAGACCAAUCCGAACAGCAAGAUAUCGACUACAACAUGGAUGGCUCGAUUGAAGUGGUGCAACAUGAUGAAGAUGAGGAUAUCCUCUACGAAGAUGAAGAUGAUAUUAGGGCUGGGCCUCCACAGAACGACGGGAUAGUUGAGUACAACAGCAAUGAAACGUCGCCAGGCUAUCUAGAGGUUGCUGCUGAGGUCAUUUUAGAAGACCUUGACCACCAAAUCGAACCAACGGAAGAGCACGACUUCCUUACUAAUGAAUCAGAGAACCUCCCAGUCAGUGACGAUACCAUUACCGGAGAUCAACUCGCCGACAACCUUGACCAGGACCAAUCACUCAACGUUCCUCAAGAGUACCUAGGAGAACCAAGCGAUGGACAAGAUCAUCAGCAGCAUGACCCUCUCCCACAGAGCCAAGAAGAUCCUAAACAAGUUGAGCCUCUUCAACAGCAAACCGAACGGCAAGACAUCCUUGAGGAGCCACACGAAACGCAGGCUACAAUCCACCCUGGUGAGUCUCUAGUAUCAGCUGAUGCAGGAGAACCGGGACAGGAGCACCAUGAGGAACCGGCCAAGAGCAAUGCAGAGACCAGUACUCCCAAGACUAUGCAUCCUAUAACCCUCUAUUACCUGGAAGAAGAAAUGUCGCUCUUUCCGCCUAUGCUUGGAGACACCUCGAGCGUAUACUUCUUGUCUGACUCUUCGCUAGCCUUCGAGCCGUUGGACAAACUGCUUGCAGCAUGUCGUGAGAUUUUGGUUGGGACUUUGGAUCAUCACGAUGAGCUUGUGUUGGACGUGCCCGGGCUCGGUCUCCACAUUUGCGAAGACUCGAAAUAUGCUGCUCAACUCACCCUAGCUCAGGUUGUUGAUGUUUACCUUCGCCUUUGCCACAACGACGAGCACCAGGAGGCUCAGCCUCUGUAUUGCAAUCUCAGCAGCAGAGUCAGUUUAGCAUCCCAAUACGCGUACCUCGCAGCUGCGAGUGGUGAAGGCAAGACGUACGCCGAGAUCGCUGCAGAUCAUGCGGACAGCCCGGAGUUGCAAGAUGAAGAUACAGCAGUAGCGAGUCAAAAGCAGGCAGUAAGCAGUAAUCAAUCUGCAACCGAUGCAGACCCACUCGUCGCCACCGACCAGCCAGGCAAUAUAUCGUCUACAGAUAUUGCUGAAAACAGCGAUAAACCAGAUGUCUUUGAUUUGGAAGAUCAAGCACAGAAAGACGCUGCUGCUCAGAUCACGGCUACGACAGAAAAUGCACCCCCUCCAGAUACGGACAAUUCGGAGACUUUUGCAGGAACCGACGAAUCCGAACAGCCCGAUCCUCAUGAGGAUGGCAAUCCACACGAUGGCGAACGAGAGGAUGGCAAUCCACACGAUGGCGAACGAGAGGAUGGGUAUGGCGAGCUUCCAAUUCCUGAAAGUGCUGGCGAUGAGCCAAAGCAAGGACCUGGGGACACUGAUCACUCCUAUGAGGAUCGUGAAGACGAGACGAACAGUUCGCACACUGUCGACGGCGACCCGGCCGACGCAUCUCUCCAAGCUGCCAGUGUCGAUAGCCCUGGUGCAGAUAUCUUUGAUAGCGGCCCAGGUGACGCACAGCAAGAGGAUAUCUUCCCUCCAGAAGAUGACAUCGUUGAGCCGGACUAUGGGUACGCGGCUUACGAUGACGAGGAGCUCUUUCCCGCUAAACCUGGAGAUGAGGAGACCCGCGAAGGAGAUGUCACAGCAGACAUCCCAGCUGAUGACCAAAGUGCGACCUUACAGGACCUCGCCCCGCAAGAUCCACCGGAGGAUGUCGUUUCGUUCACCACCCUUGAUGAGUCCCAUGGUCAAGAGAAGCCACGAUCUGCAUCGCCAGCCGGCAUUCCCACGCUGGACAACCUCAGUCCUCCCGUAACUCCCAAGCAGGUCAAGCGAAAGGCGGAAGAUGCUGACGACCUUCUGUUCCUCGAUCUGGACACUCCGGACCCCAAACGGCCACGGUCUUCGUAA